ACUUUUUGUUCUUGUUCCUCAAGUUUCUCUGAAAAUCAUAUUUCACUUCAAAACCUCCAAAUUCCCAGAAAUUUUCAGAGUUUAUUUUCAUAAGAAUAUAAAUGGAGUUUGUUCUGGAAGAAGGCAAGAAACAUCACAGAGAAUGCUCCACAUUAGUACUGCCGGCUUUAUCAGUAGGAAAUGUAGGACAGUUAGCAGUUGAUUUAUUGGUAGCAUCAUCAAAAGGAGCGGAAAGAAUCGGGUAUUUGGAUGAUCCAUAUAUUCUUCCUUGUGUUGGAAAUGACCCGUUUGGUCCUCUUCCUCAAGGAGAACUUGCUCUUCCCCUUGAAGUGUAUGAUUCACCGUCCAAUAAAUUGACUUUCGUACAGCAAAGAUCUCCCAUAGUUAAGGGGAUGAUGGUUCAAUUUGCCCAAAGUUUGGCUGAUUUUGCUGUUGCGGCUGGAAUGAAGCAUGUUAUUGUGCUCUCUAGCUUGGAAUUUAGGAGAUGGCAGAAGGUUGAUAUGUCUAGUGGAAUGCCAAUAUACUAUCUUUCGAGCACCAAUGUAGAUGGAACAAAUGAUGAUUGUGAAAAAAUUGGAUGGAAACGACUCCCAGAGUACAACCCUUCUCUAAGCAGAUGGCAAUAUCUUUGUGAUGUGGCAGGAGGGAAUAGUGUUGUUGAACUUCCUUUUGAUGAUGAUGUAGAAAGUGAUGAAGAUUAUUAUGCCAGUUUGCCUUUUGCUGCACUGUUUUCUUGUUUUAAGGCAAAAGGGUUGAAGGUGACUUGCUUGCUCCGUUACUGCUCAGAAGGAGAUAACAUAUCUGAUUCCUUUAAUCUUGCUGAGGCAGCAUGCAGGAUUUUGGGACUGACUCCUAGUGAUCACAAUGCAAGUGGAGAUGGAGGCUGGGUCACCCCACUUUCAUGGAAGAGCUUGUAUGGACCUCCCCCAGAUAUGUCAAUGUUCUAGGCUGAUUCAACUUGGAAAGCAUUAUGCAGAAUUUACAUGUAAAACUCAAACUCUAUAGUUGGUAUAUUACCGAUCAAAGUUUCAGAAAACAUGCUCUGAAGACGAUUCUAAUUAACCACAAAACUUAUGUGACUAAGGUGAUUUAUUAGGCAUUCUUCUUUUAUCCCCUUCUGAACUGGAGUUGUAUUAACUUAUGAUAUUACAGUUUUUUCCAUGGUUCUUUCGUAGCUCUGUUA
Messenger RNA from Amaranthus tricolor (Joseph's coat), 1183 nucleotides. RefSeq lists its product as uncharacterized. Gene Ontology annotation, biological process: proteasome assembly. The record is from RefSeq and is a predicted model, not a curated record. Lineage: Eukaryota; Viridiplantae; Streptophyta; Magnoliopsida; Caryophyllales; Amaranthaceae. Gene Ontology annotation, cellular component: nucleus; cytosol. Bases 102 to 947 code for a protein of 281 amino acids. The transcript has 7 exons.